ACAAUCCCACCCACCAGGCCCCAACUCUCCUCCACCUCCCCGGCUUCGCACUCGAUCACAGAGCUCCCCCCAUUUGUCAUCGCCCCGAUUCCUCCGCCCCUCCUUCCAACCGCGGUUCAGACGCCCUGGGCGCCCUGGCGGAACGGGAGACGUGCAGAGGGGAUGCGCUCCAUGAGGGCUCUGCAGAAUGCUCUGAGCAGGGCCGGCAGUCACUGCCGGCGGGGAGGCUGGGGUCACCUGAGCCGGAGCCCCUUCGUUGGCGGGCGCGUCCGGCACCACCUCAGUGAGGCCGCGGCGCAGGGCAGGGAGACGCAGCACAGCCACCAGCCGCAGCACCUGGAUCAUGAUUCAUCAGAGAGUGGCAUGCUGUCCCGCUUGGGCGAUCUGCUCUUCUACACUAUCGCUGAGGGACAGGAACGGAUCCCUAUCCACAAGUUCACUACUGCACUGAAGGCCACUGGACUGCAGACGUCAGAUCCCCGGCUCCGGGACUGCAUGAGCCAGAUGCGCCGUGUGGUUCGAGAGUCCAGCAGUGGUGGCCUCUUAGACCGAGAUCUCUUCCAAAAGUGUGUGAGCAGCAACAUUGUGCUCCUGACCCAGGCAUUCCGAAAGAAGUUCGUCAUUCCUGAUUUUGAGGAGUUCACGGGACAUGUGGAUCGCAUCUUUGAGGAUGCCAAAGAGCUCACUGGAGGCAAACAGGUGGCAUCCUACAUCCCUCAACUGGCCAAGUCAAAUCCAGACCUGUGGGGCGUCUCCCUGUGCACUGUGGAUGGUCAGCGGCACUCCGUGGGCCACACAAAGAUCCCCUUCUGCCUGCAGUCCUGUGUGAAGCCCCUCACCUAUGCCAUCUCUGUAAGCACCCUAGGCACUGAGUAUGUGCACAAGUUUGUGGGCAAGGAGCCCAGUGGCCUGCGCUACAACAAGCUCUCACUCAAUGAGGAAGGAAUCCCCCAUAACCCCAUGGUCAAUGCUGGCGCCAUUGUCGUGAGCUCCUUGAUCAAGAUGGAUUGUAACAAAGCAGAGAAGUUUGAUUUUGUGUUGCAAUAUCUGAACAAAAUGGCUGGAAAUGAAUACAUGGGUUUCAGCAAUGCCACAUUCCAGUCAGAGAAGGAGACGGGGGAUCGGAAUUAUGCCAUCGGCUAUUAUCUAAAGGAAAAGAAGUGCUUUCCUAAGGGGGUGGACAUGAUGUCUGCCCUUGAUCUCUACUUUCAGCUGUGCUCCGUGGAGGUAACCUGCGAAUCGGGCAGUGUCAUGGCGGCCACCCUGGCCAAUGGCGGGAUCUGCCCCAUCACAGGCGAGAGCGUGCUGAGCGCGGAAUCGGUGCGCAACACCCUCAGCCUCAUGCACUCCUGCGGCAUGUAUGACUUCUCUGGCCAGUUUGCCUUCCAUGUGGGCCUGCCAGCCAAGUCAGCUGUGUCAGGAGCCAUCCUCCUGGUGGUACCCAAUGUCAUGGGAAUGAUGUGUCUGUCACCUCCACUGGACAAGCUGGGGAACAGUCACAGGGGUAUCAAUUUCUGCCAGAAGUUGGUGUCUCUCUUCAAUUUCCACAACUAUGACAACCUGAGGCACUGUGCUCGGAAGCUAGACCCACGGCGCGAAGGGGGAGAAGUCAGGAACAAGACUGUGGUGAACCUGUUAUUUGCUGCCUAUACUGGAGAUGUCUCAGCUCUUCGAAGGUUUGCCUUGUCAGCCAUGGACAUGGAACAGAAAGACUAUGACUCCCGCACAGCCCUGCAUGUCGCUGCAGCUGAAGGACACAUUGAAGUUGUUAAAUUCCUGAUUGAGGCUUGCAAAGUGAAUCCUUUUGUCAAGGACAGGUGGGGCAACAUUCCCCUGGAUGAUGCUGUGCAGUUCAACCACCUGGAAGUGGUGAAACUGCUUCAAGAUUACCAGGACUCCUACACACCAUCUGAGACUCAGGCUGAAACAGCAGCUGAGGCUCUGUCUAAAGAGAACUUAGAGAGCAUGGUGUGAGCAUGGAGCACACCCAAUCCCUGCUCAAGAAAAAGCACGAACUGGCCACACAUUUAACCUAUAACCACCACACACACACAUGCUAUGGAGAGCUGCACUGUUUCAGUGGGGACCAAGACAGGCCAGUGCUGUUUGUGAGGGUCAAAAUACCCCGUUCCCUUGACAGACAGAGCAUAGAGAAGUGCCUUGGUGGAUACCUGCAUUAAUUAGAGCUAUCCAUGGAGUCCGUGGGCUUCUUCAAGGCAGAGCCUAAUUGCCUGGCCCACUCCAAACCUUCCCAGGUCUUCAUCCAGGUCCCCUCUUCCUCUUCCUGAAGAAACCAUCACAUGAGAGACAGACAGUGGUAAAGAGGCUCUAGUCACCAGGCACAUGUACAUAUCCACAGGGCUAUGCCCCAGGCUUUAGUUGUCUGGAGAAAUCUGCCCCCCUUGGCCAGGAAACAAAAGUUUUAUAGACAGAGAAAGUAUUUUAUGCUCAAAUAAACUUUAAUUACACAAAUGAU
Molecule: messenger RNA, 2476 nt
Organism: Pteronotus mesoamericanus
Lineage: Eukaryota; Metazoa; Chordata; Mammalia; Chiroptera; Mormoopidae
Gene: GLS2
Product: glutaminase 2
Exons: 18
Coding region: 163-1974 (603 amino acids)
Biological process (GO): L-glutamine catabolic process
Molecular function (GO): glutaminase activity; protein binding
Source: RefSeq, a predicted model, not a curated record